GAAGCGACCCUAACCUUGUGCUGUUCGUUUUACUGUACCCCAACGAAACGUUUUAUUUAGCAUAAGUUAAUACACAAUGAGCAAGUAUGUCUUGCCUGUUUCUGUCUUUGGAACUGUUAUUGGAUGUGCCGUCUUAGUGAAGAACCACGUGACUGGGGGCCGGUGUCCUAGCAAAGCCAAGCUAAAUGGGAAGACUGUAAUUAUCACAGGGGCCAACACAGGGAUCGGCAAAGAGACGGCACGGGAACUGGCCCAGAGAGGGGGUCGGAUCAUUAUGGGAUGUCGAGACAUGGAGAAGUGCGAGGCGGCCGCCAAAGAAAUCCGAGGUAACACGUUAAAUCCUCAUGUUUACGCCUGCCACCUUGACUUGGCCUCCAUGAAAUCCAUACGUGAGUUUGCCGAGAGGAUCAAAGAAAAGGAACAGCGGGUGGAUGUGCUAAUAAACAAUGCGGGGGUCAUGAGAUGUCCUGCCUGGAAAACAGAGGAUGGCUUUGACAUGCAGUUUGGAGUUAACCACUUAGGCCACUUCUUAUUGACCAAUCUCCUGCUGGAUCGGUUAAAAGAAUCCGCCCCCAGCAGAGUGAUCAACUUGGCCUCGCUCGCCCACCUUGUUGGAAAGAUGGACUUUGAGGACCUGAACUGGGAAAGCAGAAAGUUUGAUACCAAGCAAGCGUACUGUCAGAGCAAGCUUGCCAACGUUCUCUUCACCAGAGAGAUGGCCAAGCGUUUACAAGGCACAGGCGUGACCGUGAAUGCUGUGCACCCUGGCGUUGUUUCCACUGAGCUUGGCAGGCACACUGGUCUGCACCAAUCCCAAUUCUCCAACACCGUGCUCAGUCCCCUUUUCUCCCUGCUGGUGAAGAACCCCGAGCUGGGAGCCCAGCCCAGCAUCUACCUGGCCGUGGCCGAAGAGCUGGAGGGGGUGACGGGGCGCUACUACGACGUGUUGACAGAAAAGGAGCCAGCUCCCCAGGCCAUGGAUGAGGAGGCUGCUCGCAGGCUGUGGGAGAUCAGCAGCAAGCUGGUAGGUCUGAAGGAGGACCAAGGACAGUCCAGCAAUUCCUGCCACGCCGAUCUGCCAGCACUAAGUCAACAGACACAUGGACAAAACCCAGGACCAGUUGUUGGAACUGUGGAGUCGUAGCGCGUCUGUUCUACUGCCUCGG
Molecule: messenger RNA, 1166 nt
Organism: Hippocampus comes (tiger tail seahorse)
Lineage: Eukaryota; Metazoa; Chordata; Actinopteri; Syngnathiformes; Syngnathidae
Product: retinol dehydrogenase 13
Exons: 7
Coding region: 77-1144 (355 amino acids)
Source: RefSeq, a predicted model, not a curated record